Messenger RNA from Coprinopsis cinerea okayama7#130, 2970 nucleotides. Its product is annotated as ankyrin repeat domain-containing protein 50. The record is from RefSeq and is a predicted model, not a curated record. Gene Ontology annotation, molecular function: protein binding. Bases 1 to 2970 code for a protein of 989 amino acids. NCBI's taxonomy places the organism in Eukaryota, Fungi, Basidiomycota, Agaricomycetes, Agaricales, Psathyrellaceae. The transcript is spliced from 7 exons.
AUGUCUGUUGCGGGGAGGAAUAAAUCGCUUCCUGCUGCGCGCAAUGCGGGCGGCACAGUCCCGAACGUCAGCUUGGGGGAAGGAAACACCAUAACCGGAGGGACAGUAAUCGGAGGAGAUCAUAUCAUCUAUAAUAUCCAUCCCCACGCCGAACGUCGAAACUCGACCGAAGAUCGUGAUUCCCUGAUAUCCGAUAUUACGACUUAUUUCGAUCUCAAGUCGAACUCGAGAGCAAUUCACAUCGACGUGAGGAAGAAACGGAUCCCUGCGACCGGAAACUGGUUCGUCAACAGCAAGGAGUAUCAAGAAUGGAAAGCCACAAAGGGUGCUGUUCUCUGUGCUACCGGAAUCCCUGGUGCUGGGAAGACAGUUUUAAUGUCGCGGGUGGUCGAUGACCUCCUACCACUUGAGGAAUCUGUUGACCACAAGAUCUGCGUGCUGUACAUCUACAACCGUUACAAUGAAGCUCUCUCGAUUGGCGACAUUCUGAAAUGGUUCAUUCUCCAAAUUCUUCAACGUCACAGCCGUGACCUCGUGGACUUCGUCAAGCCCCUUUAUCGACGUGGUCGACUCGAGAGAACCAGCCCCUCUGACGAAGAUCUUAUGAACAUGCUCCUCAGGCUGGAGGGUCAUUUUGAUCGCAUCUACUACGUCGUCGACGGUGUAGACGAAGUCGAUCGCAAGUACCAGUUCGACCUGAUUCUGGCCUUGGGACAGCUACAGGGGAACUUGAUCUUCGCGUCCCGCCCACUGGAGGACCUGCGGACGGAGUUGAGGAACGCCAAGUAUGUGAACUUGUUGGCGCAGGACGAAGACCUCCGACUGCUCAUCGAUGACCGGCUGAGACGGUACAAGGGCCUACGUCGGGUUUUGGAGAGUCACCUGUAUCGGGAGGAGGUCAUUGCGAUGAUAGCUGAGAAGGCGGCUGGAAUGUUUCUCCACGCAGCUUUGCAAAUCGAGGCCUUACGCAGCUGUUUGUCACUGGCUGCCGUAGAAGCGAAGCUCGAACAGUUUCCCGCAGGAAUAGAGGGGAUGUACGCUGCUAGCAUCGCUCGGAUCGAGAACCAGGACCCGGAACUCGUGGUGAUAGCCAAGCAAGCCGCGCUGGGUGUAAACCCGGAAACCUUCAGCGUUGAGAAGUCGCUUAUGCCGGACAAAGACUCGAUCGUUGACCUCUGCUGUGGUCUCGUCGAGGUGGACACGGAAAGUGACGUCGUUCGACUUGUUCAUUUGACAGCUAGAGACGCACUUGAACCAUUUCUGCUCAAGGACUUUCCCCAACCCCACCUCUUCAUCAGCAAAGUGUUGGCGCAGCGCAUGGCCGACAACAAUCUCCCUCGUUAUACCAUCGUAGAGCGCGAAGACUUUGUCGCCCACAUUCGAAAAGAACCUCUGCUGGGUUACGCCUACCACCAUUGGGGCACCCAUGUUCUGGAGUGUGGAGAUGGACCCGAAGCUGUCGACACUGCAAUGGCCUUUCUAAGGCAGUGCAGCUCAUUCCCCCGCCUCACAUGGAACGGCUUGGACCUACUGAAGCCCCUCCACGUCGCUGCCAACUAUGGCAUGUCGAUAUACUUGUCCCAUGCCUUUGCACCCCGCCAAACCUUGUCCGAGAGUAGCCGCCAGCCAGCUGAACAAGCCUUCAACAGUAUUGGAGUCAAUGCAACAACGAUGCUAGGUUCCACAGCACUAACAAUAGCAUCCACUGAUGGUCAUGUCGAUUUCGUGAAAAGGAUUCUUACAAUUCACAGCAUUAAUGCCAAUGCGAGGGACAGAGACGGUAGCACGGCGUUACUCCUAGCGUCAUUGUUGGGACGUGGUGAGGUCGUCAAGGAGCUCCUCCAGGUCUAUGGAAUCGAUGUCAACGCUGCGGACAACGAGGGGUGGACUGCACUCAUGCUAGCCUCGGAAGAAGGCCACGACGGAGUGGUCAGGCAGCUCCUCCAGUUCCAUGGCAUCGACGUCAACGCUGCGGCCAACGACGGGGGGACUGCGCUCGUCGUGGCCUCUCAAAACGGCCACGAUGGAGUGGUCAAGGAGCUCCUCCAGGUCCAUGGUAUCAACGUCGACGCUGCGAAGAACAACGGGUGGACUGCACUCAUGGUAGCCUCGCAAAACGGUCACGAUGGAGUGGUCAGGAAGCUCCUCCAGGUCCACGGCAUCGACGUCAAUGCUACACUCAACGACGGGCGGACUGCACUCAUGGUAGCCUCACAAUACGGUCGCGAUGGAGUGGUCAGGCAGCUGCUCCAGGUCUAUGGCAUCGAUGUCAACGCCGCGGACGACGAGGGGUGGACUGCACUCAUGCUAGCCUCGGAAGAUGGCCACGAUGGAGUGGUCAGGCAGCUCCUCCAGGUUCAUGACAUCAACGUCAACGCUGCGGACGACGAGGGGUGGACUGCACUCAUGCUGGCCUCGCAACACGGCCACGAUGGAGUGGUCAACCAGCUCCUCCAGGUUCAUGGCAUCGAUGUCGACGCUGCGGCCAACGACGGGUGGAGUGCGCUCAUGGUAGCUGCGGAAAAUGGCCACGAUGGAGUGGUCAAGGAACUCCUCCAGGUCCAUGGCAUCAACGUCGACGCUGCGAAGAACGACGGAUGGACUGCACUCAUGUGCGCCUCGCGAAACGGCCACGGAGACAUAGUCAGACUGUUGCUUGAAUACGGAGUUGACACGAAUACAGCCGACAACAAUUGCGAUACUACCUUGAUCGUGGCGUCCGCUAAAGGUCAUGAAGCCGUCGUAGCGCAGCUCCUCGAGUGUCCAGGGAUUGACGUUGAAGCUGCCAACAAAGCUGGAGACACAGCUCUAUCUACAGCACAGACGCAAGGCUACGCGAGUAUCAUGGAACUCUUAACUAACUUCAUACAAAGCCGGUCAAUUCGCGACAACACCAGCAAGGGGGAGAAAAGGCGGCUCGGGACUCCUCUGGAUGACUCUGGUAGACCAACCAAGAGAGCUCGCUCAUAG